AUGGAGGCAAUCGUGUCGGCUCAGCAGGCUACGGUCGAAGAGCCGUACAGUAUAUCAAGCCGUCUACGGCUUUCAAAAGCGUACCAAGCACUUGGUUAUCCAGAUCUCGCUGCGGGUGAUGCAUACAAAGCCCUCAUCCUAGUGGAUGAAGUACUCGAUGAAGGCGAAUACCACGACGAAGCCUUGGAGGCAGCACGAACAGACGUUAUCUCUGAACGUAUGACAGAAUUGGGCAUGAAGGAUGAGGAGAAGAAUUCGUCUUUAGUAGAUGAUGACAUUUUGACAUGGGCGCAAACGCGCUGGUCUAGGAGCGCUCAUGAUAUACUAAUCAGCUGCUUAUUGGACUGUGGUUGUCUACGCAGUGCAUCUGACUAUAUAUCCCGCGCAAGAAAAGCCUUUCCGGAAGAUCCGGUCUUCAAGGACUACGAGAAGUCUUUGUGGAACCAUUUGCGGACUUACUUCGAGCAUCAAGGGGAGUCUGCUGAGAACGUCGAUGUAGAAGACUAUCCAGACAAGGGCUUCGUCCGCCGCGAACAGUAUCCUUGGAACCAUCAUGAGCCGGACCGCUUCUCUGCAGAGUGCCUCGACUUCCUUAAUGAGGAGCUCGCGGAUAUAGCACCAAAACUGGAGGUCAGAGUCUCUGAGUUGCCUAUUCUCAGUACUACUUCGACAACUGACGGAACGAACCCGGGAACAAACUAUACGAAGCAACUGGGCUUAUUUGCUAAAGACGAAAUAACACCUGGCGAGACCAUUUUGGAGGAAAAGUCUUUACUUACCGCUAUAUCAAGGCUUCAUGAGUCGUAUUGCGAUGCUUGCGUUAUACCACUUUCGAAUGGAGACGAUACAGUGAUAUCCUGCGAAGAAUGUGAAGAAGUAUUCUUCUGCAGCGAAGAGUGCCACGACCUAGCUCAAGACCAGUAUCAUCCAGCGCUAUGUGGUGUCAGCGUCGACCAGGGCAAGGUACCCGCACGUGAGGCGGCAGACUAUCUCUAUACCCUUCUCCUUGUCCGCGCACUAGCGUUAGCGGAGACCCUGGAUCUCCAUCCUUUGGAGUUGAAGGAAGUGCGAUACAUUUGGGGUGACUAUCAUGGCAAAGAUCUCGAGACCGUGUGGCAAGCGGAUGCUUCGGGUCGCCUGAGCGAUGCUUUUGCACACGUACCGCAAACGCUUCCCUUCUCGUUCAAGAGCAACAUACUCAUGCCGUUGCAUGUUCUAGAAAAGAUGGACAUCAACAUUUUCACCCAAAGUCACCGCUAUGAUACCUGGGUCUUCAACACUCUGUAUGCGAAGUUCCGCGGAACAGCGUCUGCGCAGCAGGGGCUCGACGGAAGGCCUGAGAUUAGCGCUGUUCAUCCUAUGUGGUGUCUCGCGAAUCAUAGCUGUGAUCCUAAUGUCGCCUGGGAAUGGCGUGGGUCGAUGCGCUUUUGGACCCGCGAAGAGUUGGUUGAUUGGAAGGGUAGAGACCCGAACAAGGGGCCUGGUCUCAAGAGAGAUGAAGAGGUGUUUGGCCACUACUGCGACGUACGUCUGCCGGUGAAGGAGAGACGGGAAUGGGCUUCUGGAGCACUUGGCGGAGAUUGUAUGUGCGCUAGAUGCGUCUGGGAAGAGGCGGAAGAACGGAAGCACAGUGCUUCGCAAUAA
This is a messenger RNA of Alternaria novae-zelandiae, 1644 nucleotides long. RefSeq lists its product as uncharacterized. The transcript has 3 exons. Gene Ontology annotation, molecular function: protein binding. Gene Ontology annotation, cellular component: nucleus. NCBI's taxonomy places the organism in Eukaryota, Fungi, Ascomycota, Dothideomycetes, Pleosporales, Pleosporaceae. The coding region runs from base 1 to 1644 and encodes 547 amino acids. The record is from RefSeq and is a predicted model, not a curated record.